This is a messenger RNA of Labrus bergylta (ballan wrasse), 1102 nucleotides long. RefSeq names its product interleukin 1, beta (gene il1b). Lineage: Eukaryota; Metazoa; Chordata; Actinopteri; Labriformes; Labridae. Gene Ontology annotation, biological process: immune response; inflammatory response; cytokine-mediated signaling pathway. Gene Ontology annotation, molecular function: cytokine activity. The record is from RefSeq and is a predicted model, not a curated record.
UCACUCAGCUGUCAGUGCUCUCAGACAGACACUGCAGUGAAGUCAGAGAGAAUUUUGCACCAAGGCGAUGUCUGGCUUUCACCUUUUUCAAGCUCUGCCUGAUGGCUCAUCAGACUUUGAUGACAAGCCAGCUACCCCAGCUAACAUGGAGCAGGAUGUUCAGUAUAAACCCUUAAGACUGGAGGACGGGCUGGAGCUGGUGGUUUCUCACAACAAAAAAUCCAUGCAAUAUGUCGCUACCCUGAUAUUGGCGGUGAACAGGUUGAAAAAGCCGCCGACUCACUGCAGCAUUGAGCUCUGCAGCGACAUCUUGGAUUGCCUGGUGGAGGAAACAAUUGUGAAGACGAUCGUGAACUUCGAUGCGAAGAACGCAAAAUACAUCCGUUCCGACAGUGAGACUCAGUUCGCUCUGAACGACAUUUCAAACAAAAGCAUCAUCCUCGACUCUGGAGUGAUGAAACUGCAGGCCGUCACUCUGCAGGGAGGCGACGGGGACUGCAGAGUGAAUUUUAAACUGUCAAAGUUCUACACUUUUCCUGCCGUGAGCUGUGAGACUGUCCUGCUCUCAAUCAACAAAUACAACCUCUCCUCCUCCGUGAAUGGAGGGAAUGCCGAGCUUACUCUGGAGAUGUGUUCUGAGGAGAACCUGAAGAACAUCAACAACGACAUGAAAUUGCAACGUUUCCUUUUCUACAAGAGGGCCGAGGGAACACAUACGACCUUUGAGUCGGUCAGUUGCCCCGGCUGGUUCAUCAGCACCGAUGAAGAAGAACACCUGUCUGUGGAUAUGUGCAGACUGGAUGCACAACGUAACAGAAACUUCAUAAUGACAUAAAACAUAAAUACUGCUGCCUUUUAAGCUGCCAUGAUCCAGAACUAUGCUUAUUAUAAUGUGACUUUUAUCCUAUCUCACCACCAGAUGGUGCCAUAACCUGCAAAGUGUCUGUCUGUAGUUGUAGAGAUGACUCAUUUUUAGAGGAAUAAUCAACUAAAUUUGUUCCUAUAUGUAUCAAUGUAAUUAAUAAUUUAUGUUUUAAAUGUAUCUCCUUUGGGAAAGUAGUAACAGGAUAUUCCUCCAAUAAACAGAUCUAUAAAAAAUGUA